Messenger RNA from Pimephales promelas (fathead minnow), 1708 nucleotides. The record is from RefSeq and is a predicted model, not a curated record. NCBI's taxonomy places the organism in Eukaryota, Metazoa, Chordata, Actinopteri, Cypriniformes, Leuciscidae.
UUGCCCAGCUAGAGGAAACAGCACAGGAGACGGAGAGCUUCCGUAGCCUCACUCUCUUUUGAGUUGAAUUCAAACAGAUUGCUAAUGAGAUGUAAUGCACGGAAGGUGAACUGUACAAACUACAUUUCACAUAUUUUCAUUUUAAAAAGGUUUGUGGUCGCAUCGUUUGAUUGAACAUUGCCUAUGUAAGCGACGACUCAAUCUUGACUAAAUAUGUCCCGUUCAGGACGUUUAAGUCGACUUUUAAAUGAUUAUUAUGUUUAUAUUAAUAAAUCAGGACCAGUACUAUUUUCUCAAGACGUCUCAAAACUAACAAGUGUCUAGAUAUGUGCAUGAACACCCCACAAGUUUAAAGUCUACAGCAUUACAACGUAUCAUAUACCUAUUUUUGCCUACUUGGUCUAGGAAUGAUUGACAGCAUGACGUCAAAAAGCUACCCAGAAGAUCCCCAGCAAUCUCCACCUGCACGAACAGCAUUAUUCCAGCAAGGGGAUGGUAAAACAUACAGAAUUCCUGCUCUGAUCUACAUCAGUGAUGGUCAGACUUUCCUUGCUUUUGCUGAAGAGCGCAGCUCUCCAUGUGACAGUGAUGCAAAAUUGCUGGUCAUGAGGAGGGGAUUGCUGCUAAAUGGAUCUCUUGAAUGGUCUCCUGUUCAAACACUCUCUUCUGCCAGUUUGCCGGAUCAUCGCACUAUGAAUCCUUGUCCAGUCUAUGAGAGGAAAUCCAAAACCAUCUAUCUGUUUUUUGUAUGCAUAUUGGGCAAUAUCACGGAAUAUCAUCAGAUUGCUACGGGUAGGAACCAAGCCCGGCUGUGUUAUGUCACUAGUACAGACUAUGGCCAGAGCUGGAGCAAGUUAACAGAUUUAUCUAAUAGCGUUAUUGGAGAUGAGAUUCGCAAGUGGGCUACUUUUGCAGUAGGACCAGGACAUGGGAUUCAGAUGAAAAGCGGAAGACUAAUCAUUCCAGCUUAUGUUUAUUACAUACACUGUAGAUGUUUUCCCUUUCAUUUUCCACUCAAAGUCAGGCCUCAUGCUUUAUCAUUCUAUAGUGAUGAUUGUGGCGUCACCUGGCAGAUGGGGGAGAAAAUCCAAAUGAAAUCCUGUGAAUGUGAGAUGGCUGAGAUAAUAGAGUGUGCUGAUCAGAGUCGUUUGUACUGCAAUGCCCGUAGUACAUUUGGCCACAGAGUAGAGGCUUUAAGUAAAAGCAGCGGAGCAAAUUUUGACAACCCUCACGUUGCAAGGAAACUAGUGGAGGCCCAUCACGGCUGCCAGGGUAGCGUGUUGAGCUUCCCCGUGCCCGAGCCAUCGGAGGAAGGGGAGCAGAAACCAAGUGAUUGCUUGACUAAGUCAGACACAAAAACUUGGUUACUCUACUCCCAUCCAACUUCUAAAAAGAAAAGGAAGGAUCUUGGAGUUUACUUGAAUAAAUCACCCUUGAAUUCUUCUGGUUGGGGCCGUCCAUGGAUCAUCUGUAAUGGUCCCAGUGGAUACUCGGACUUGACGCAGUGUGGGGAGCGAUUUGCCUGCCUCGUGGAGUGUGGAGAGAAAAGUGAGAUUGAGGAGAUAGCCUUUUUGGAAUUCAAGCUCAGCGAUGUAUUGCGCACUUGAAAUGAUAUAAGAGCAAAUGAAAUGUGGGAUCUUUUAACAUUUGCUUUUGGGUUAGAUUUACAUCUUUCUACAGGAUAAAAUAAAAUGCAUUUUGAAUGGUU